AGGAUCCUUUUAUUUUGCCCGGUUGACCUGUUUGUGUAUGUCGGUGAAAGAUGAAGAGUUCAGGAUGGAUCAGUUUCUUAAUGGAGAAAAAGGCUGACUUUUCUUUCCUCCACUACAUGCUGUUAUUAAUCACAACACUUUCUCUUUUAGUUCUUGAUCAUUAAAUUGAACUUGACCGAAUGCGAUUAAAAUAAUUCCGUUUCCAACUCGUCAAAGUGUCGUUUUAAAGAGUCGGUUCAAAGAGACGAACCAGUUUUCCGAAAGUGAAAGUGUUUCUCAGCCUCGACUCCAUUAUUAAGGAACGGUUAGAAAAACACAAAGCUCUUCAACAGCAGCCAGAAGCGGUGAGAUUCAUGUCCAACAACAAGCAGUGCUGAAGAAAAGUGGGAAGCACAGGAACUGUUCAGUUAACAGCAUUACAGAUUCACAUCGGCCUUCUGCAUCAGAGACACUGUCAGUGACAUCAGAGCAGUGUCCUGCUGACCUGCAUUCAAAUACAGUCAUGAAUGAAUUGGAGCAAAGCUUUGUAACCUCUGCAAUUGCUGAGAUUCUCAAAGAUAUUUCAUCUUCGGUGCUACAGUCAGUGGUGGAGACACUGAACUCACCAGCUUUGUGAGAACUGGCCAUUUCUAUUUCAAGAGGUUGGUAUGUGUACACACUUCAAGCAGCUAACUGGAAUUGAUCUGAAGGAGAUGUUUCUUAAAAGCUUGGAUAAAAAAGGACAGCGGCUCCUGAACUUUCUUAAAACAGUUGGUGCAGAAAAGAAACCAAAAGUUCUGCAGACUGCUGCAAAACUAGAUGUUUUGAGGUGUCAACCUGAAGGAUGCAGUGAGGAUUUAAAAGAUGUGGUGCUUCUUCUGCUUGCCUACUUCGAUGAAAAGGAAGAAGUGAUGUUUCAUUAUGUGGAAGAGUCUUGCCUUGUAGAAGAUGUGGAUGUAGACAACUUACCAGCAACACCCUGCAUCAUUGUCUGUGGCACCUCAUGCUACACAUCAAAGCUUUUCAUGCUGAGCAUCGACCAGAAGAUUUCAACUCCGCACAUUUCUACAUUCGUCACAGCAAUUUGCAUGAUGUUUAGCAGUUACUAUUGUUUUAACAUACAUUACCCUUUGGAACUUGGUUCUACUCUGGAAUUCAUACAAAGGUGCUUCUUCAGCAUAAAUCCAGAGAAGGGAACCAAAGUUGAGUCAAGAAAAAACAAAAAACAGCUUCCAGUGAAUCCCAGAGUCCUUACACUCAUAGCAGACCUUGCUGAUCACGAAUGGAGAACAGACUAAGGUUGGACAAAAACGUCUUUGACAAAUGUCUGAGGAUAACCUUGGCAGUGACGAUGCUUUUCAAAUUUAUACUGGAAGAUGCUUUGAAUGUUGAAAAUGACUUGAGAAUGUUAAAAAAUAUACUACUUUGUUCUUAUGGGGCACUCAGGGGAAACAGACGUGUUUACUCCUGAAUUAGGUAAAGACCACCAUGAGGACUGGAACAGUGGAUACAGGUUUCAUUGUUCUGGUGCUGGGCAGUUUCAGUGUAAAUACACCAACCUUGUGUUUGAGAUGAAGGAGAAAGCUGAAGUGUUGUACAGUAUAGUGUCCUGGGGCAGUGUUCAGUUAGACGGCAUGGGACAGAUGCAGCCUGCAGGACCCCUGUACAACAUCGACUGCUCCGAGGGGUCAAUGUGUAAACUGCACCUCCCUCACUGUGAGAUCAAUUCUGAUAAAAUUCAGACUGAACUGGCUGUGGCACAUUUCUCUGAUGGGAAUGUGGAGAUCAUUCAGCCUCUGAAAGUAACAGAGACACAUGUGAUCAUAGACAUAAAAAAUCUCUCACUCUACGGACUCCUAAUAAAAAUAUUUUUCGAGGACAAACCGAUCAAGGCGCAGGUCCUUCUCUUCUACAAAGAAAUCCCUGGAAGGACAAAGAAGAGAAAGCUGCACAUGCACUUAUUGCCCCAAAAUGUUCCAGUUAUAGAGGUGCAGAAUCAAUUUCAGCACAACAUGUACAUUGAGAGCAGUUCCACUUGUCAGCUGGUCCCUAGAAAACCAUACAGGCCACGCUGUGAGCAUUAUAAAUGUCAGCCGCAGACUGAGAUAUUUGAGCUUGACUCUGCCCCCAACUAUCACCCCACAUUUGAGGUGAUACUUUCUGAUGAAGCUGAAGAACUCACACUGGGACUUUUGGAUGAACAUGACCAGGAGGUGUGGGCGUCUCGCCAGGUCUUUCUUACAGGUUACACGAGCCAAGAAGCCAAUUCACCCCAAAUGCUGAAAACAGCUGCUGACUUUGUGGAUAAAUAAAAACCCAAUUUAAUACAGAAAGUUUCUUCAGUAAUGGAGAUUGCAGAUGGUCUCCUAUCCAAGAAAAUGAUUAAUGGUGAAAUAUACAGUACAAUCAGUGCAGCAGCUACAUCACAUGAGAAAAUGAGAAUCUUGUACACCAACUGCCUCACCAUCAGAGCUGUGAAAGAAGAAUUUUAUACAAUUCUAAAGGAGAAACAUCCUCACUUAGUGGAUGAGCUGGAGAAAGGGUCAAGCAAUGCUUAGAGGAACCUCAAAGAGAAAGUGGUAGCUCAGAUGUUAAGGUUCUAGCUCACCCAGUAUCACCAAGUUGCCACUUUUGGGGCAUUAAACAUCUGUGCUCCAGUGGCGCUGUCUCAUGGCUUUUCAACAUCACUGGGAUAUGCGAAGAAAGAAUUUACAUGUGCUGUAAUGUACAGGUGACUAAUAAAAAAUCUCUUCUAAAGAAAAGAUUUUAAACAAUGAUGAGAGGAAUGUUCGAAGCUGGCAAAUCUGAAGGACCUGAUAAGAGAAAAAAAAAGAUUUAGAAUUCAGAAUUGAACAGCUCACAUUUUUACCAAUUUUUUCUUCAUCAGUGUUGGCAGAUGACCUACACCCUAACCCUAGAUGACCUACACCAGGGGUCACCAACCUUUUUGAAACUGAGAGCUGCUUCUUGGGUA
Silurus meridionalis is the source of this 2953-nucleotide messenger RNA. Its product is annotated as NACHT, LRR and PYD domains-containing protein 1-like. The record is from RefSeq and is a predicted model, not a curated record. Lineage: Eukaryota; Metazoa; Chordata; Actinopteri; Siluriformes; Siluridae. The coding region runs from base 1413 to 2291 and encodes 292 amino acids. The transcript has 12 exons.